GAUUUGGACGCGAUCCAACCCCCGUUCUUCUAUGACGCUCAACCCCCGUCGGAGAUUCUCUUUGUCCCAUUGAAUAAAGAUAAAGCGUACAGCGCAGUGGAAUUGAUGGAUCUCUAUGCAACGGAUUCACAUUUGAAACCGUAUCUACCCUUAAUCCAGGACAAACCUGUCUAUCCCGUAAUCAGAGACAAGAAUGGUGUGGUACUCUCCAUGCCACCUAUCAUAAACGGCGAGCAUUCACGUCUUUCGGUGAAUACUCGAAACAUUUUCAUUGAGGCAACGGCAACUGAUUUGCACAAAGCCGAAAUCGUCCUCGACACAUUGGUCACCAUGUUCUCCGAAUAUUGUGACCCACCGUUCACUAAUUCAAUAUGGUUUGACUCAUCUUUUGUCGGUCCUCUUUCAUUCUAUCUCUUUUCUCGUGCUUGUGUGCAGCGUUUGACUGAUCGCUAUGAAGUAGUCAGCAUUGAUUACAUCAAUCGCCUUCUGGGAACCGAAUUCUCCGGUGCCGAGGUGACAGAUUUGCUUGCGAGCGGUUCCGGUCUUCUGUCUGUGCGCAUCCCGCCCACACGACACGACAUUUUGCACGCCUGUGAUAUCGUUGAGGACGUGGCAAUCGCCUAUGGCUACGACAAUAUUCCCGAAUCUAUGCCCCACACGUAUUGCAUUGCUGAAAGCCAACCGCUGAACCGACUGACCGAUUUGAUUCGCACAGAGAUUGCCCAAAUGGGAUUCACCGAGGCGUUGAGUUUCUCACUGGUCAGUUAUGUCUAUAUUCGUUCUGCGCCGUCAAAGUGUAAAUUAAUUGUACACGCCCGAGUUCUUCCAUCUCCCGGCAUCACUCCAACUGGGGGAGGGAUAGAGGAGGUAGACGAAUUUUGUUACAUAGGCAACUACAUCUCACCCGGAGGACGCACUAAGGAUGAAGUUUCGGCACACAUACAGAGGGAUCAUUUGAAAUUUACCAACUUGAGACGUCUCUGA
This is a messenger RNA of Echinostoma caproni, 984 nucleotides long. The record is from the annotation of a GenBank genome assembly. Lineage: Eukaryota; Metazoa; Platyhelminthes; Trematoda; Plagiorchiida; Echinostomatidae.